Molecule: messenger RNA, 714 nt
Organism: Marasmius oreades (fairy-ring Marasmius)
Lineage: Eukaryota; Fungi; Basidiomycota; Agaricomycetes; Agaricales; Marasmiaceae
Gene: TVP23
Product: Golgi apparatus membrane protein tvp23
Exons: 10
Coding region: 10-540 (176 amino acids)
Biological process (GO): vesicle-mediated transport; protein secretion
Cellular component (GO): Golgi membrane
Source: RefSeq, a predicted model, not a curated record
CCCGCCAGCAUGGCAAUGAGUGUGUCAACGCCUCUUCUCGACAAUACUAUUGAACCAGAUGAACCAGAGCAAAGAUCAGGAAAUAUAAACCAGGAGAACAACUUAAACACGCGUCAGCCAGUUGUCCUCACUCCCACCAAUCGUGCCAACGAAAAUCGUAUGGCUUCCACGCCCAGUGAUGCGGAGUCUGGGAUAGCAGGAAUAUUUAGACAAUCGGCACACCCGAUCGCUCUCUUCUUCCUCUACUUCUUCCGCAUAACAGCUAUAACACUCUAUCUCCUCGCGGAAACAUUGGUGAACAACUAUGUUCUCUCUACGGUCCUUGUGGUCGUUCUUCUAGCCAUGGACUUCUGGAAUUGCAGAAAUGUGGCAGGACGGACGCUCGUAGGACUGCGCUUUUGGAACCAGGUUGAUGAUGAUGGGGAGAGCUAUUGGGUAUUUGAAAGUCGCGAUCCGUCGAGACCAGCGAAUCCCGUUGAUUCAAAAAUGUUCUGGGUCAGUUCCUUUGCAAGGCACUUUACCAUUCCUGGAAUUCAGUGAAACGUUACAGAUCGCAAUCUAUGUUUUCCCUCUGUUGUGGACCAUACUCCUAAUCGUGGCAUUGAUCAGAUUCGGUCUCACAUAUGUGCCAAUCGUAAUACUUGCUAUAAUCUUCAACAUAACCAACGCUGUUGGCUUCACAUAUGCAGACCGAGAUGCAAAACAACGCUGGGC